Coregonus sp. 'balchen' is the source of this 445-nucleotide messenger RNA. The record is from the annotation of a GenBank genome assembly. NCBI's taxonomy places the organism in Eukaryota, Metazoa, Chordata, Actinopteri, Salmoniformes, Salmonidae.
AUGACCAUUUGGACAGUUCAGAUGGGGGACCGUUCCAAUCCUCAUUUGGUAGGAAACAUUCAUUCAACAUGUGCCAUCCCCGGACUGCAGGGAAUAUGUAAUGUUGUUAGUCAUCGCUUGCACUCCCAUAAUAAAAAUGAUGUAAUGAACUCAACUCUUGAAGACAUAAAGUUCUCUAAUGCAGCAGUGUAAUCCUUUUCUAGAGGCAGAUGAUCACCAUUGCUUGGUGGGGAUAAGACAGGACGAAGGUCAGCCAACUACAUCUGCAGCAGCCAGGAGGGAAGAUUGGGUCACUAACCUGGGCCGGAGGACAAAGACAAAGAGGCUUAGCAUGUGUGACAAACUGGCCAUGGAAUUUAAUGAGCGCAAACUAAUGUAUUUAAAAGAAGAGCAUGAUAUGAAGAUGCAAAUAAUUUAUGUUGAGUUGGCUAUGAAGGAGGAAUAG